Messenger RNA from Caretta caretta (loggerhead turtle), 3704 nucleotides. It is a transcript of the gene ANKRD65, whose product is annotated as ankyrin repeat domain 65. The record is from RefSeq and is a predicted model, not a curated record. Gene Ontology annotation, molecular function: protein binding. NCBI's taxonomy places the organism in Eukaryota, Metazoa, Chordata, Testudines, Cheloniidae.
ACAGACAUUAUCCUAUUAACCAUUAGCAACUAGGUCCUCCUCCCACAUCCAUUUAGUCACUGAGUAAACAGCACGGAGCACAGUACUAGAUGCAGAAAGCCACGAGGACAAUGCGCUUUUCAGACCCUACAUGCUUCACUGGACAUUAACGGGACACUCUCAAGGUCAGAGGGACUGACACGUUUCACUUGCAUUGAUUUUUAUCUCAUACUGGUCUGUGUGAUACCUUAUAUGCAGGGGCUCUAUUUUCCCCCAACAGCUUCACUACUUGGUCGAAUUUUGCUUUUUGAAUGAACGCCAGUGGGCCGGCACCGAGGAACAACCCAGCGAUAACCAAAGCUUGCAAAGGCUGCCACGCCAGAAGCGACCCUGCAAUAACAAACCAGCGCGUGAAGUCUCACACUGAGCAACAACCCUACCAUAACAAGCUGUGUGUACAGCCGCGCCUGCCGGAGCCACCUUACACACGUGUCUGUGGCAGAACAAUGAUUGGUAAGGAAAAUGGCUGUCCUUUCCGUCUAAAAAGGGGUUGGCUCUGAGAGACAAGAACUAGCUUUAUUUGUUUAUUUUUCAUGAUGGGAACUAUCGCAACGGUGUCUGUGUGGCUUUGAGGAUGUGGUUGCUGUGAAACUCCAGAAAUUCUCCAUGUACGUCUCUUGAAUGGAAGAGCCCCACCUCCAAAAGCAGAGAGCUGAGCCCCACAGGGGAACAAGGGGCUCCUUAUUUGAUCAGCCUUAUUUUGAGUCAGGGCAAGUUGAGCUCUUAAAAUGCUGUUUUGUACACCUGAGCUUGGCUGGCCAUGCAUCUGAAUACCCUCCCAUUUGCUUAUUAUUAAUGGGCAGUGGAACUAAGUGGUGAAAUGGCUAUACUCCUUCAACCCCCUAACAUGAUUAGAUACAGGUUCAUGAAACAUUAACCCUUUGCACGGGGACAGUGGAAACCGACAGCAUCGUGGCCACGGUGAAUUUCAGAGCCUGGGUCAACUGACUGGAGCUGGUGGGGCUCAAGCUACAGGGCUAAAAAUAGCAGUGCUGAUGCUCUCGCUCGGGCUGGAGCCCGGGAUCUGAAACCUUGUGAGGGGGGAAGGGUCUCAGGGCCCACGCUCCGGCCCGAGUGAGAACAUCUACUCUGCUGUUUUUAGCCACGUAGCCCCAGCCAGUUGACCCAGGCUCUGAGACUCACUGCUAUGGGGUUUUUUGCAGUGUAGACAUACCCACGGAGAGCAACAAAAGCCAACAGACAGCAUGGGCUUUGGGUUACUAUUAGAUUGAAAGCUAUGGAGUAGAGGGUCCACAGCCUCGUUUUAUUUGCCAUAGUCCCCCCUGCAGUGAUGGUGGGGGGUGUAGUUAAUGGAACUAAUAUUCAGCAGAUUGUUUGUUGCUUGUUGAAAAAAACAAAAUGAGGAAUGAGAGCAGAGGCCGAGCUCCUGAGGAGGUGGAUGGAGCUGAGUGAGGAGAUGACCCUGGAAGGAGAGUCGAUGGGGAACAGCUCUGACUCUGGCAUUCAGCUCAUGGAGAAUAACUCACCGUCUGCCCCUGUGCACCGGGGCUGGAGAGAGCUUCACCUGGCAGCUUGGGACGGCAACACCCACGUGAUGAAGCAGCUACUGCGGCAGGGGGCAGUGAUAGAGAGCAGGGACGAGAAUGGAUGGACGCUCUUACACAGUGCCACGCUGAAGGGGUCCAUCAUGCUGGUGAAGUUUCUGGUGCAGCGUGGAGCCGUGGUCCAUGCCACAGACAGAGCACACUACACCCCGCUGCACCAUGCCUCUUGGAGCGGCCAUACCCAAGUGGCUGAGUUUCUCCUGGCUCGGGGAUCCCCAGCAUCAGCCGUGACUAAAAGGGGCCUCACCCCACUUCACUGUGCAGCAGCCAGUGGCCACACCCUCAUCGUGCAGUUGCUCCUACAGCAAGGCACAGAUCCUGCCAGCGGGGACAACAACCGGUGGACAGCACUGCACUGGGCGACUGUGAACAGCCAACUGCAUAUCAUGGACUUGCUGCUUUGCCAGGGUCUCUCCCCAGAUCUGGGCAGUAACGGAGGCAUCACAGCACUGCACAUCGCGGCAGAGACGGGAAGAAGUGACGCUCUAAGAUUCUUGCUAGCCAAGAGUGCCAACAUCAAUGCUCAAGAUGGGCUGGGGAGAACAGCACUUGCCAUUGCAUCCGAUAAUGGCAAUCGAGAGAUUACAGGACUGUUGCUGGAAAGCAAAGCUGACGUGAACAUGAAGGACCGCUACGGCUGCACGGCACUCCACAAGGCAGCAGCUGCGGGACACUUGGCCCUCGUCCACCUGCUGGUUGAGAAAGGAGCUGUCGCCAACAUUAGAGACUGUCUGAAUCUGACUCCGCUUCACAGAGCUGCCUGUUGUGGGCACAGCGAGGUAGCCAGUUACCUUCUGGACCAUGGAGCUGAGAUCAAUGCAGCCGGCUGGCUAAACAAAACCCCACUGCACCUGGCUGUGGAAAAAAAUCACUUCCUUUUAAUGGAGCUGCUGAUGGGGAAGGGGGCAAGUCUGUCCUUCAGAACUCGCUGGCAUGAAACGGUACAGGAUCUAGCGUCAGGCAUGCUCCUUCCUGGGGGCACUCCGUCCACUUCCCAGGAGAAGAUGACAAGCUGCAAUCCGGACCUGAACUAGAUCCCAACUCAAGUACAGUCAACUGGACCUGAGAGGCAUGAGAACAACUUUGUCCUUCAGUUUACUCUGCUGCCACCUUGUGAAGAAGGAUCAGACUUCUCAUCAUUCCAGUAUUAACCGAUAAAGGGCCUGAUUCCCAUUUACAUUGUUCUUGCAGAGUAACGGAACCUUAAAUACACUGUAUACCCAUUGUAAGGCCCCUUUAUACCACUAGAGUGGUGUCAUAGGGCCUUAGUAUAAAUAAGAAUAGGGCUCUCACUGUUUAAAAGGUUCUGUCUUUAGCGGUGUGCUGCUGUAAUACGUAUUUACUAGGGAUGUGAUUAAACCAUCUUUGGGGAUUCAUUAGAUACCAGAUAAUGUAGCCAAUGGAUACUAGAUGAAUCCUAAAGCCUCAAGGAGGUGGGGUGGGAGGUGCCCAAAGCGGAAGAUGGGGCUCUGGAAAGGGUGGUCGGAGUAAUGAAGCAGCAGAGGACAAGGUAAAGGAGAUUGGCAGAAGAUAGGCCAGGCGGCGAGAAGAAGCAAGACCACACUUAAAAUGGCCGCCAUCAUCACCUGGUGGUAGCCAUUUGAAGUGCCUGAAGUUCACUUACGAUUUAGCUUGGGACAGGGCCGCCCGAGGGGUGGUCAAGUGGGGCAAUUUGCCCCAGGCCCCGCAGAUAGGGUGGGGGCAAUUUCGCGGCGGGUCUUUCAGUCCCUCUCUUCCUCGUCAGUGGCACUUUGGCGGCAGCUCAGUCGCUCUGCUUCAGUCUUCUGCGGCAAUUCGCUGGCGGGUCCUCCUGUCCUCUUCUUUCUUUGGCAGCAUGACUUGGGUUUUUCUUUUUUUUUUCUUCGCCACUUGGGGUGGCAAAACUAACUUUUUUUUUAUGGAAGGGGCCCCCAAAAUUGCUUUGCCCCAGGCCCCCUGAAUCCUCUGGGCGGCACUGGCUUGGGAUGUAGAAGAAGGGCAAAAUGGCCAGAUCUGUGCUAUUUACAAUCAUCCUAUCUCUAGAAUACACCUGUGAACAUUAGAAUACUCCAAUGCUGAUGUCUUCUUAUAUUCCACCAGUGGACAUUUAAUAAACCUGUA